AUGGAAAAGGAUAAUGGUUUCGACGAGUAUUGAAGAGAAGUGUUUGAAGACGGACCCUUCUCAGGCUACCAUGCUGAGAUCCAUGUCAUUCAUGGAAAGCAGAAAGAUGUUGUGGUUGCUAAUGACAUCGAAGGGAAAGCUAAGAGGGUUAUAAACUUUUGUUCAAACAACUACACUGGACUCGCAGCUGAUGACAGGAUCAUUGCUGCUGCAAAGAGAACUUUGGAUACUCAUGGAUAUGGCCUCUCAUCAGCUCCGCUGAUGUGUGGGUUCCAGGAUAUCCAUCAACAGCUCGAGAGGGAGCUCUCUGAGUUCCAUGGAACUGAUGACACUCUUCUGUAUCCAUCAGGUUAUCAUACGAAUGUAGGAUUAUUUGCAGCCUGCUUUGGAGAAGAAGAUGCUAUCUUCUCAGAUGCAUUAAACCAUGCCUCUAUUAUUGAUGGUAUCAAACUCUCUAAGGCAAAGAGGUUCGUCUUCAGACAUCUGGAUCUUGACCAUCUUGAAGAACAGCUGAAGGCUGCUAGUGACUACAGGUUCAAAUGCAUCGUCACUGAAGGUAUUUUCUCUAUGGACGGGGACAUCCUUGAGCUUCCUAAAUAUGUAGCCUUGGCUAAGAAGUAUGGAGCUGUCUUCUAUCUUGAUGAGUGCCAUGCUACCGGUGUAAUUGGAAAGACUGGCAAAGGAACUGUUGAGUACUGGGGAAUGGAUCCAAGCGAUGUUGAUUUAAUUAGUAGCACUCUAGGAAAAGCCAUCUCUGGAGGUGGUGGUGGAUACACUACAGGAAAGAAAAACAUGAUUAGUUAUCUGAGACAAUGCUCUAAGACUUUCAUCUUCUCCAAUUCUCUUUGCUCUCCUAUUAUUGGAGCUUCCUUGGAGACGCUCAAGAUCUUCAGAGAGGACCCAGGAAUCUUCGAGAGAAUCAAAGAAAAAGGACUCAGAUUUAGAAAGGGAAUUAAAGCGGCAGGGUUCGAUGUAUAUGGAGAUGAUGAUUGCCCUAUCUGCCCAGUCUCUGUCACUGAUGAGCAUUUCGCAAGACACUUCGAAGUUGAGUUGUUUAAAAGAGGGUAUUAUACCAUCGGGCUUGGAUUCCCAAUCUUUGAUCAAGGUUUAGCCAGACUAAGAAUCAUUGUCACAGCUACCCAUACCAAUGAACAGAUUGAUGGUCUCAUUGAAGCCUUCAAGGAAGUUGCUAAGGAGUGCAACUUCUGGGAGAAUCUCAGAGGAUAUAGACAGAAGGUCGAGGAUGGGCUCGUCAUUGGCAAACCAGAUUGGUGGAAGCCAUUAGCUGCCAAGCUUUAAUCGUAGUUAGUACGUAAUUAGGUCCAAAUUUAAACGUGUCUUCA
Molecule: messenger RNA, 1343 nt
Organism: Moneuplotes crassus
Lineage: Eukaryota; Ciliophora; Spirotrichea; Euplotida; Euplotidae
Source: the annotation of a GenBank genome assembly